CAACGAUUUCUCGAUUAGUAACAACAGUCGAUUGCUCUUCAUCAGAUUGAAAUAAUCGGCCUAAUUUCGCCUUUUAUUUUAAUCGAUUAUCAUCAUCCCCGUAGAAUCUGCAACUCUUUAGGUUUUCAUGCUAAGAUUUUCGCCGAGGAGCUGAUGUUUCUGCGGAGACGACUGUUAAACGAAGAGAUGAUAUUUUUUCCAGCCUAUAUUUUGGUAUGAUGAAUCUGCAGGAGUUCUGCAAGCAAAUAAUUAGAUUUCAGUCCCAAAAACCCAAAGCCCAAAUACGAUGGAACUGAUUUUCCUUUGUAUACACCGAGACAGAAGUAGGUUUGAGUAUGGCUCCAAAGAAACAUCUCGUACAGUAGCUUGGGGGAGUAAAGUUUUGGAAUUUGGAAGCUUAUUGGAUGCAAAGGAAUAUUUUUUACACAUUUACUUUUGAACAUUCGUGAAGAUUAUCACAUCCUCCACGGUUUCUUAUCAACAACACACAGGAAAACGGAAUCCAUCUGUCCCUACUGAAUCAAAACCACAUUCUUAUGGAUGCCUUAAAGCAUUUUUUUCUUUAAAAAACCUGCUUUUGUGACCACUCAUUCACAUCAACACGUGGACAGAGUCUGCAGAUGGGCUAAUUAUUCAUGGAACAUCUCUCAACUCCACUUUCACUUUGCACCUUAUGGUGAGUAUUACAGGAAGCUUAUCCAAAGGUAAAUUCACUCUCUUUCUAAUCAUUAGAUUAGUGAGCUUUUUUUUUUAUUCUUUCAGAAUCCCUCUCUCCUGGAUUCCUCAUUAUUAGAUGUUUAUUCCUCCAGUUAAUUGUUGGUUCAUUUGCCUAACUCUUUGAAUUUGAAACAUUUUUGCUUAUUUUAAUUUCAUCUAGUACCUUGACAAUGAUAUCUGAUGUGUUUCAAUUAUCUAUUCGUCAUACUUGCUUAGAAAUAUCUAUGCUACCACUACCCUAGCCAUAUACAGAAUCUUUUUGGGGAGUUUAAUAGAAUAGACAAAUGUGGACUGUCUUCACUUAUUAUUGACUGUGAGCUGUCUUCACUUAUCAUUGACUGUGGGUUAGGCAGGUUUACCUCUUAGAGUUUUUUUCAUAUCUGCACUGCCCAUCAAUUGCUAGGGAUAAUUCUGUGCUGGUUUUGAAGAUCAACAAGCUUUUUCGUGGAGCCAUACAUAUAACCACUCUUAUUUAUUUCAGUCUCGACGUUGUAUUUUACAUUCACAUGAAUGUGCAUAAGCUGCAACACAUUUAAGUUUACCAAAUGGUACUAAUAGUGCCAGUGGAUACUGACAAAUCUUUUGAAGGCUUGCUGUUAAAUGAUUGCAAUAAGAGUAAGAAUACUAUGUUUUUGCUUAAUUUAGCAAGGGAAUUAGGCGACGCAACUAAGAAAUUGUGAUAUUUUCAUUGAUCCCUUGGAAGUGGCACACAAGGUAUAAUAAUUUUGUGGAAAAAGUUAUAAAAAGUCAUAUCAGCUAAAAGUUGUAUCCCAAUUAUUAACAAACACCUGAGUAACAAAAGUUUGAUGUGGAUAAAAACUCCUUGUGACACAACACACAAGCGUCUGAAUAUGAGCGACUUGAGGUUUUUUUCUCUAGUUUCUCUUAAGGCAUCCACUAUGAUUUGAUUGUUGAGCAGAAUGAUCGCUCUAGCAUAUAAUUCACUAGUAGCACACUUAAUAUGCUGAAAUGUCCUUAUAUAGUUAUCCUUAACACCUUGUUAUUUUUGGUCUUGUCUUGGCUGCCUCAAAGCAUCAUUUAGUACAGUUGGAUACAUUGAUCUUUUUCCUGCCAAAACAACUAUUAGUUGAAUUCACCAAUUAUAUGUAAUUAGUUCUAUGCAAGAAAGACAUGAACUUGAUACUAAUCCAGUGAGUUUAGAACAGUGUUGUUAGGGUCGCGGGGCGCCCCGGGGCAAUGAGGGGGGACCCCGGGUCGCGGGGCGAUGGGGCGACGGGACGAGGGACCCACGAAUCGGGGCGCCAGAAUAGCCGAAUGAUGAUUAUAUUUGUCUCUUUUAUAAGUUUGUUACUUGAAUAUUUAUCACAUCAAAUAAAUCUACAUACAUCAUUACUCCAUAUUAAAAAAAAGAUUAGACGAAAAAUAUAAAUUUUUAAACAACAUAACAUAACUAAAUAACUGAAUUUUAUUAUAAAAAAUCAUCAAAGUUCUAAAAAAAGUUGCAAAACAUAAAAUAAUUAACUAAAUAAUAUCAUCAUCACUCAUAGGUAAGUCCUCUUCUCCUUCAUCGGAUACAACCAAGUUAAUAUCUUCACUGUCAUCUUCAUUAUCCACAAGAGUAUAAGAACGCAUAGAGCUUGAGGCUUGUUCUCUUGUGCUUGUGCUACCUCUAGUAUGGUACACUGUUUCCGACGCUCCAGAAGCUCUACCAACAUCCGUCCAACGAAGAUCAUCAUCAUCAAACACCAAAUCAUCAAAAUCAUUAUCCUCAUCCUGCAUCCUACCAAGUAACCAUUCGUUACUUUCAUCAAUAUCACUCAAUAGAGAGAUUAAUGCUGAAUUUUUCUUCGAAUGUGGUGUGGGUGUUGUGUGGUAUCAUUGGGAUUUUGGAGGGGGAGCAAGAAGGGACCAGGAUAUGGAAACUUUUUAACUCUGAAGGGACACAUACUGCUAGAAUCUGCUGGUAUGACAAAAACCUCAGCUGUAAGAAUAUUGUGUGUGCAUGUCUUUGUAUGUGUCUCACUCGCACAGUUUCUUCGUUUCUAAGUCUGACACACCUACUUUGAUAUUUUGGGGGCGUUCACUUUCGCUGAUAGGAUUUGAUGAGAAAAAUAUAAGUUAAGCUGCCAUUUACUUUGAUAGAUUGAUUAAUUCCAAACUUUUUUGAUCAUCUAAUCUUUCAAAUAGUCCAGUCAAUAAAUACUAGUAAUAUAAGUAUAACUAAUUAAGUUUUCUUAUUAAUAUUAUUCCAGAUUAAAUUGCUAAAAUAUAAAAUUAUCCGAUAUGGAAACUAUAGCUUAUGUAUCUUAUAUAGUAUGUAUGUGGUUUGUUUAUGAAAAAAAUAGUCAUUAUUGACCUCAGUGUCCCCAUAUCCAUGCCAUAGGGUAGCUCUUCAUUAAAUUAUGUCUCACUAUUUAACAUGUAAAAAUUGUACUUUUUCUUUAACACGUUCAAGCCAUGUUUCCUGAACUUGUUAAGUAAAUAUGUUUCCAAAUCGCUUAGAGUGAUGGUGUAUUUUGCAUAUUUUUUCAAUAUAAUUUCAAAUGUUUUUUGGACAUCUCAAAACAACUGCAAGAUGUUACACAGUUUUGAAACCAAGAUAACCCACACACUAAAACUACACAUGGAAAUGGGGGGACCUUCCUUGGAUCUUUUUCUCCAUUUAUGCAUCAAUUUUUUCACCUAUAUAUGACGCAUGCAACCAUAUGCUCUUUUCCUAUUGAAUCCAGAAAUACAAUCUUUUUUUUUUAUCUUUCACUUGCUUCUUGCUGUUUCUUUUUCAUUACAAUGGAGGGUAAUCAACUGCCAUGCCAAGCUUCCUACAUGAGAAAUGCUCUAUUCAGUCAGGGAUAUCUCGAUGAUCAGUUCCUUCAAUUGGAAGAUUUGCAAGAUGAAGCUAAUCCUAACUUUGUGGAAGAAGUGGUCAAGCUAUUUUACUCAGACUCAGCCCGCCUUAUUCAGAACAUAGAACUGACACUAGAAAAUACUCCCUGGGACUUCGAGAAACUGGAUAAUAUCAUGCAUCAGUAUAAGGGUAGCAGCUCUAGCAUUGGUACCAAAAAAGUCCAGAAGGAAUGCACACAAUUUCAAGAAUACUGCAAAGUUGAGAACAUUGAUGGGUGCAUGAGAACAUUCCAAGAGGUAAAACAAGAGCAUGCAUCUCUGAAGAGGAAGCUUGAGAACUAUUUUCAGCUUGUAAGAGAAGCUCGAUAACUCGCUGGAGGAACGACAUUGCGAAGAUGAUGAUGCCUAAUAGUGAAUGACUGUUACUACUUGUAGAAUGGAAAACUUUUGACUAAAUAAGAGAAUGUUGCUUUCUGUAGAAUGAAAUAACUUUUGACCAGUCGAAUACGGAUGAUCAGUUUCCGUA
This is a messenger RNA of Salvia splendens (bonfire salvia), 4048 nucleotides long. Its product is annotated as histidine-containing phosphotransfer protein 4. Bases 3343 to 3891 code for a protein of 182 amino acids. Gene Ontology annotation, cellular component: nucleus; cytoplasm. NCBI's taxonomy places the organism in Eukaryota, Viridiplantae, Streptophyta, Magnoliopsida, Lamiales, Lamiaceae. Gene Ontology annotation, molecular function: histidine phosphotransfer kinase activity; protein histidine kinase binding. The record is from RefSeq and is a predicted model, not a curated record. The transcript is spliced from 7 exons. Gene Ontology annotation, biological process: phosphorelay signal transduction system; phosphorylation; cytokinin-activated signaling pathway.